Messenger RNA from Vicugna pacos (alpaca), 5600 nucleotides. The record is from RefSeq and is a predicted model, not a curated record. NCBI's taxonomy places the organism in Eukaryota, Metazoa, Chordata, Mammalia, Artiodactyla, Camelidae.
AUGUCAUCCCUUAUUACUGGAAGUUCUCCAAAUGACACCUCUUUUUUUUCUGUUAUUGUUAAACAGGGAAGGCCAUGGUAAAAUUUCAGUAUUUGCUGUCAAAAUGGCGUUAGCCACGUUGUGUGGAGGGAAGAUCAUGGACAAAUUAAGAUAUAUUUUCUCAAUGAUUUCUGACUCCAGUGGAGUGAUGGUUUAUGGACGAUACGAUCAGUUCCUUCGCGAAGUUCUCAAACUACCCACGGCCGUUUUUGAAGGUCCUUCAUUUGGUUACACAGAACAGUCAGCUAGAUCCUGUUUCUCUCAACAGAAAAAAGUCACCUUAAACGGUUUCUUGGACACGCUCAUGUCAGAUCCUCCCCCGCAGUGUCUGGUCUGGCUGCCCCUUCUGCAUCGACUGGCAAAUGUUGAAAAUGUCUUCCAUCCGGUCGAGUGUUCCUACUGCCACAGUGAGAGCAUGAUGGGGUUUCGCUACCGAUGCCAGCAGUGCCAUAAUUACCAGCUCUGCCAGGACUGCUUCUGGAGGGGGCACGCCGGCGGUUCCCAUAGCAACCAGCACCAAAUGAAAGAGUACACAUCCUGGAAAUCCCCCGCUAAGAAGCUAACUAAUGCAUUAAGCAAAUCUCUGAGCUGUGCUUCCAGCCGUGAACCCUUGCACCCCAUGUUCCCCGACCAGCCUGAGAAGCCGCUCAACUUGGCCCACAUCGUGCCGCCCAGACCUGUCACCAGCAUGAAUGACACCCUGUUCUCGCACUCUGUCCCCUCCUCAGGAAGUCCUUUUAUUACCAGGAGCUCUUCUCCCAAGGACAGUGAAGUAGAGCAGAGCAAACUGCUGGCUAGGGCUGCUCCAGCUUUGCUGAAGGGCAGAGGGAUACAGUACAGCCUGAACGUGGCAGACAGGCUGGCCGACGAACAUGUUCUCAUUGGGUUAUAUGUCAACAUGCUCCGGAACAACCCAUCAUGUAUGCUUGAGAGCUCCAACCGGCUUGACGAGGAGCACCGGCUGAUCGCCAGAUACGCGGCCAGACUGGCAGCCGAGUCCACUUCAUCCCAGCCGGCUCAGCAGAGAAGCGCUCCUGACAUCUCCUUCACCAUUGAUGCAAACAAGCAGCAAAGGCAGCUGAUCGCAGAGCUAGAAAACAAGAACAGAGAAAUCUUACAGGAGAUCCAGAGGCUUCGGCUCGAGCACGAACAAGCUUCUCAGCCCACGCCAGAGAAGGCGCAGCAAAACCCCACUCUGCUGGCGGAACUCCGGCUCCUCAGACAGCGCAAGGAUGAGCUGGAACAGAGAAUGUCUGCUCUCCAGGAGAGCCGGAGAGAGCUAAUGGUCCAGUUGGAAGGUCUCAUGAAGCUACUAAAGGAAGAAGAAUUGAAGCAGGGAACCCAGGGGCCCGGUUCUCCCCGCUCCUCCCCCAGCCACACCAUCAGCCGGCCCAUCCCCACGCCCGUCCGCUCGGCGUCCGCCUGCUCCACCCCGACGCACGCGCCCCAGGACUCGCUCACAGGGGUGGGGGGCGAUGUCCAGGAGGCGUUUGCACAAAGUUCAAGAAGAAACUUAAGGAAUGACUUACUCGUAGCGGCGGAUUCCAUCACUAACACCAUGUCCUCUCUUGUGAAAGAGUUGAAUUCCGACGUGAGGAGUGACACCGAGAGUAAUGUGGAUUCUGAAUUUGCACGGACUCAGUUUGAGGACCUGGUUCCAUCACCAACCUCUGAAAAGGCUUUUCUAGCACAAAUCCACGCCCGAAAACCCGGGUACCUUCACAGUGGAGCCACCCCAAGCACCAUGCGUGGGGACAUGGUCACAGAAGAUGGGGACCCCUACGUGCAGCCAGAGGAUGAGAACUAUGAAGAUGAAUCUGUCCGGCAGCUGGAGAACGAGCUGAAGAUGGAGGAAUACCUGAAACAGAAGCUGCAGGACGAAGCCUACCAGGCAAGCUCUAGUCAGACAGAUGAUGAAAGGGACAGGAGAGCUGGUGAUGAAGGACUGAGCUGCACCCACCCCCCCAGAGGAGAAGACGGCAGCCGGGCAGCCGGGCAGCAGCCUCACCUCACGGAAGAGAGGAACCACCGCCCGCAGCAGCUCCCGACAGACCCCCCCACCCCCUAAAUUCAUGUUCUGCCGACUCUAGUGCAGCUCACUUUUUGUUCCAAGAUCUGUAGUUCACAGGUGUGUGUUUUGAGAAGGAAAAAAGAAAAAAGACUUCUGUUCAAAGCUAACUUAUCAGCUUACAUCCUCUGUAACAUGGCUCAUCCCUCGAAAUGAAAACCCAGGCUGAAAACUCAGGCUGCAGUUACUCACGAUGGCAGUAUUAACACGCAUCUUAAGCCUUCGUACAUGACCCUGAACCUGGUCAGUUUACGACGACAAUAUGAAUACUGUUUAUAGCUAGACGUUCAAUUUCCGAAUUCUCUGAGAUUUUAGCAAGACAGUUGAUUAUAUACACUGUACAUUUUUUUUUCCAUAGCAACUGGAAAAAAACAACCACUUGGCAUUAUUCACUAAGCCUGAAGGGUUUGGUGCCUGGGUGCACAGACCCAGCCCCGAAGCCAAGCAGGGUCCUCGGCCAGCACGGUCUGGGUUCGUCUCCAGGUCUCUGAGAGCAGAGGCUGGACACAAACACACCAGGAUCAUCCAGUCUUCGGGGCCUCUUUCCAGCUUGAGGUUGUUUUCUUUCAAGAGAACUCUUAACCAAUCAGCCAUAGAGUUUAGUGUAAAUAUUUUUUUUUCCAAAUAGAUAUCAUAUUCAAAAAAAAAGAGACAACAUUCAAAUUAUAUAGAAUCUAGUUUUUAAAAUCAGCACAGAUCUUCUUAAAAACUGUGAACUCUGUUUUGAAAUACUCGUUACUAAAGCUGUUUAUAAACCACAGGUGCCAUAAGACUCCCCAAAACGGACUCAGAUUCUCUGCUCUUCCCCGGGCUCGAUCCUCUCGGUGUAGCUUUAGGGAGCAUGUUUCUAACAGCACCGUUCGUCCAUACGUUCCCCUAUCAGGUCGUUCGGAGGCCUUUCAGCUUUAAAUGUACAGGCUUAAAGUGUGCUUGCAAACGUUUGCUCUCCUUUUAUUUCUGAAUGUGUAUUGCCUUAGCUGGCUACCUGGUGUAUGCAUGCAGCCUCCUGUGGUCAUGUGAGAGGAAACAGGCUCUUCGAAGCAGAGUUGGGAUUUUGCACUCCGUGAAAGGCUGAUGUGCAAAAGAACAGGUCAGAGGAGGGAGGAGGAAAGACUGUCGAUGGUCCUUUCCGAGGGCCCUUUUUGGGGGGAGCGCUAAAGAUCUCCCUUAGGGGAUUCUGGGGAAAUGAAAAACUAACCUUCUACUAGUUUCAAGAUUCGAUGAACUAAAAAUCCUGCAACGUAGUGGAUACAUUAUACUUAAAUUGGCAGCUUCUCUGGAUUCCUGAUUCUCCUUUAAGGGAAAGAAGAGAACAUUUUAGAACAGCGGUUCUCAAAACGUGUUCCCUGGGCCCGCAGCAGCGUCAGCAGCACCUGGGAAUGGAUUAGAGCUGUGGGUUCUUAGACCCUAACCCAGGUCGACUGAGUCAGAAGUCCUGGGGGCAGGGCCUGGCAAUCUGUGUUUGAAUAAGCCCUCCAGGUGAUUCGGAUGCACACCAAAGUUUGACAACCACUGCUUUAGAAUAAAGUUGUAUAAGAAAAUCCCUGAAAAGGCCUUAUUCAGAAUAAGCAAGACAGGCUUUGGGUCAACCUCAAAGCUUCAGCAACUCGAUUUUGCUCCCAGGGCUGGCAAAAACCUCCUCCCACCCACAUCAUCAGUGGUUGAUGGGUGCCCAGCUGAGCACAGACACCCUGACAUCUUCCAGCCUCCUCUCUAGAGGGUUCUAAGAUGUUUGUGUCUCUGCGUUCGGUCAGAAACCACCCCCUCGGCUGCCCUGUGGGACUAAAUCACUUGCCUUGAGGAUCGCGAAGCUCUGGGUUGACUCCAGCCAGGAGCCUGUUCUGUCCACUGAUGUACUUAAUCCUGUUUCCCUCCGGAGAACCAGCCUGGCAGAUACCCCUGAGAACAGGCUGGCACCAAAGCGGCACAGCUGCCCAGUUCUCACAUCUCUUUGCACAGAUGGAUUUUAUUGCGGGUUUUGUUGGUAGAUCUUAUUCAUCUCUCUUUCCACCGCCCAUCCUCUGUGAAACCGUACCUCGCUAGAUGGAGCAGGUGGCCACUUGUGCCUCAUACUCAGUACCUAAAACCACUGCAUCCUGGCUGCCUGCAUUGCCGUCAGCUCUAGAUCAUAGCCGGGUAGUUCUUGACCCCAGAACUCUGACCCUGCAAGUGGCAUUCAGCCACCCGCUGGACCGAGCUGACAGGUGUGGUCAUUUUGUGUUUCUACAUCAAAACGUUUGUCUAAGGUCUGAACUGUUUUGCUGAUAACCUUCCCCCUGUCCUAUUGCCAACUCCAUCACACGGUUGUUGAUAACCAUCGUCCAAAGCCAUUGCAAGGACUCUGGAAACUGCUGCCAAUGACCAGUUCCUGACUAACCAGCCGCCUUUUCUUUCUCUUAGCUCCACGUCAGCACUGAGACCAGACUCAAGCACCCCUGUCCUGUAAACGAGACAAAAUGGCGUGUGUUGUUUUGGGUUUUUGUGUUACUCGGUGGGUUUCUUUCCCUGGCUCUCCAGAUCUACUUGUGGGGCCUGUUCUAAGUGCAAAUCCAGCAGGUGUCACCUGUCUUGUCCUUUAGAUAUAUCUUGGCGGGGGCUGUUUCUUUCUUGUUCCACGAUGAAUUGCACAUCCAUCUCCAUUAGGGAUGAUGGCCUGUUCGUGAGCACUGGUCUAACACAGCCAGCCCUUCCCUGCAGCGCCAUGUUAGCGGAGGGAGGGAGGACUAUGGAAUCUACUGGAGGGGAUUCAGGAAUCAGUUGUGGUUGGUCAGGACGGAAGUCGGGGUACGUUUGGUUGGUCAGAGGGAGAUGUGCUGGAGCUUGUGAAAAAUGGAUUCUCGAACGAUCUACUAUCAGGCAGGGAAGGUCCCUUUGUAAGUAGUAAUGUGAACUGAAUUACAUGAAGAGUGUGGCCUUUGUUGUGAUAGCCUAUGUAUUUUCUUAUAUGCAUGAGCCCAGCUGUUGCAUCAUAAUUUAGCACUGAUGUCUGCUUUUAUUUUGAUCAUCUUUGUCCACCCUUAUUAGUUCUUGGCUGUUACCUGUAGAUAGACGUUGUAAAUACGGCAACCUUCGGUUGCUGCAGUCACCUUGGUUCAGUUCCGCGCAAGGAGCCACAAACAAGAACUCCACUGUGUCCUCAGAAGAAAGGGCAUUUCUACCUUUGAACCAAAAAGAGGGGGAAAAAAAUCAGAAGCAUUACAUCCUGAGGCUAAUUAACUGUAAGAGAUUCUUAAUGAUGACUACUGUAAUUUGACACCAUUUAAAAUAACCAGUUCAGAGACACUAAAGAUUUCACAAGAUUCAUUGGUAUUGUAACAAAACUACUAUUGUAUGGGUUUUUUGUAUUGCUGUUAAGUAUUGUUUUGUGUGUAUGUGUGUGUGUUGGAACCUCCUGGGAACAUGUUAUAUUUUGAAGUGAUUAAACUAUUUAAUUGUGUGUCUAUAUUUUGGAAUGGAAUUAUUUCUUCAUUAAAAAAUGUUUUUAAAAACACUA